This is a messenger RNA of Miscanthus lutarioriparius, 678 nucleotides long. NCBI's taxonomy places the organism in Eukaryota, Viridiplantae, Streptophyta, Magnoliopsida, Poales, Poaceae. The record is from the annotation of a GenBank genome assembly.
AUGGAGGCCACCGCGGUGCCGAGGGCUCUGUCCCUCCUCGGGCCAUCGCUGCCGCCUCCUCGGAUGCGUAUGAACUUCCAACGCGUAGACGUUGGAGGAGGUGUGAGGCGGCGGGGGGCCGUGGCAGUCUGGGCGAAGAAGAAGAGGGGGAGGGGCGGGGACGGCGAGGCGCAGGAGCGGGUGGACACGCACAGCUUCGCGCCCAAGGCGGGCGAGUCUGCCGGGCUGUUCCCUGAGGCCGUCCUGCUUAGAAAGAAAAUGGUGAGAGAGGAUGGUCAGGUGUCACCAGAAUUUGCUGAUGCAGACGAAGAAAAGCUGUAUGAUUUUCUUAAUAUUCAGCUAGAAAGUGAUUUAAAUCUGAAAAGAAUGCGGCACUAUGAAGUAGUUUAUCUAAUUCAUGAGGACCGUGUUGAAGAAGUUGAAAAUGUUGUAUCAAAAGUACAAGAUGAGGAGGAAGAGGAAGAGGAUGGGGAUGCUAGGAGUGAGCUAGAGUCUGCCAAUUAUGAUGAGGAUGAUGUUGAAGCCGAUGAUGAGCCUGAAAUUAUUUAUGUUGAUGAAGCUGAUCAGGAUAAUUACGAAGACACUAGAAGAAGAAACAGAAAACUAAAGGUGAAGAAGUAUACAUCAGAGAAGUUUUGUAUUGGUUGGAGAGUCCAUAUUUCUUUUGUUCACAACUGA